AUGGCCACUCGUCCCAUCCGCGUCUUGUGUCUCCACGGAUGGCGAACCAACAGUCGCGUCCUCGAGUCUCAAACGUCCGCUCUCCGUCAGGCGUUUGGCUCGAGAGCCGAGUUCACCUUCGUCAACGCGCCUUGGCCCGCUUCCGGCCCCGUCCCGGAGCUCGUGCGUCUCUUUUACGGCCCCAGCGGUCCCUUCUACCAGUGGUGGGACGCCCAGAAGCACUCGGACACUACCAGCAGCAGAUGGACGUACAGCGGUUUCCAGCGCUCUCUCGACCAGUUGACCAGUGAAAUUGACGCUCUGGGCUCGGUGGACGCCGUGCUCGGCUUCUCCCAAGGAGCGGCAAUGGCUACACUCUUGACGGCGCAGUACCUCUCGAAGGCGUCCCGUGGUUCUCUCGUGCCGUGGAAAGUCUGCGUCCUCGUCGCUGGCUUUGAUCCUGAGACGCCCGAGACGCUCGAGCUGCUGCUGGAUGGUGGCGCUUAUUCGUCGGUAGACGGGACUCUGGACAUUCCUUCGGUGCACUUGGUGGGCAGGAGGGACGCGGUGGUGACGGCUCUCAGGUCGAAGAAGCUGGAGCAGCGAUUCACGAGCACUCGACGGAUUCGAUUCGAGCAUGACGGAGGCCACGAGUUCCCCUCGGGUGUCAAGUGCAGGCAGCUGUACAAGGACAUUGCACAGGAAGUGCUGUCGAUAACGGGUCAAGCGUGGAAGUGA
Messenger RNA from Peronospora matthiolae, 717 nucleotides. NCBI's taxonomy places the organism in Eukaryota, Oomycota, Peronosporomycetes, Peronosporales, Peronosporaceae. The record is from the annotation of a GenBank genome assembly.